Molecule: messenger RNA, 1799 nt
Organism: Xenia sp. Carnegie-2017
Lineage: Eukaryota; Metazoa; Cnidaria; Anthozoa; Malacalcyonacea; Xeniidae
Exons: 3
Coding region: 94-768 (224 amino acids)
Source: RefSeq, a predicted model, not a curated record
GCACUGCCUGAAUGAGCUAUGGAAAAGAUGAAUUAUAAAACUUUAUGUUAAAAUCCGAGAACACAAGGUUGAGAGUUUUCUAGAACUCGCCCCAUGGCCAUCGUCGACCUACUUGUCGUGGCAUGUGUUUUAUUUCACGGAAAUGUUGUGGGGAACACACAAAACGACGCAAAAAGCCAGAGUUACAAAGAAAGUCGUUUAGACAAAUUAUUGGAUGAAAUAAUUGGCGAGAUUCCUUCGACGGACACCAACAACUUUUUUACACAAAUCUUGAGAAAAGGGAAGCGAGAAAAGCACUUGACAAUCUCACCGCGAAGUUUUCAGCAUUCCACAAAGAAGUCGGUGGAGACUGUACAUGAAGAAGAGAAAGACAGCACAGAGAUAUCGUUAGCUCUAUCGUCACCAAAUGUUUACUUUGUUAACUUAGGAUCAAAAGCGGAACGAACCACGGAUGAAAAGCAAGAAUACGAAAAUGCGAAGCGAUUCAACAUUCCACAAUGGAAAGCAACUGGUAAAGCUGAGAGGGCAGUUGAAGUGCCUAACUAUUCGGUCUCUACCGAUGAUACCGCCUCAACAGAAAUUCGUGUGAAACGCCAAACAAACGAACUGCCUACGGUAGCUACUUUUCCACAAAAUACUAUCGAAAGUUCGUCAGCUCCGGAGAAAAACACUAGAGAAGUUAUAGCGAUGGUACCCGUAGCAAUAGAGGCACCCUUGCUUUCGUCAUCAUCUGUUGCAUUACUCUCACAGGGUAAGUCUUUGCUGUAAAAGUAAUUUUUGAGCGUAGUGGUCAUUAUACUUUUCAAUUCGAGUUGUCAGAUGACAGACGGCCAUACCAGAAUGAGACGGUGACGAUAAAUUUCAAUACAAAAAGAAAUUGAGCUGCCUGUAACGAAUUUAAAUAGUUACCAAACAACAUCUAAACGACGUUGGAGACCAACGUCAGUAUCAGAACAAAAUCGUUUUAACGAUACAGGAUUGGUACGAAAACUAUACGUUGUCGUGCUGUACGGAAAAUGAAAAUGAAGCUUUUUACAAGAAAUCAUAGCAUGCAAGCUUCAUGCAUACCUGUUGAAACGCUCCAGAAAGAAUUUAAGUGUCGUUGAACGAACAGCAAACUGGUUUUGUUGAUGGCGAGAAUUGUUACUAUACAUAUCUAACAGUCAAGUGAGAUUACUAUUUAUUUCCUUUGCUGUUACACAGUCUCAUUUUGAAUAUAACUAAAUAAUUAAGAACAUAUUGACUAUUUUCAUACAAUUUCAUUCAUAUAAAUUUAUUGGCUGGCCAUUGUGGAAACUAUGUCUUGUACACAUGAGAUAGUUUCUAUUCAUAACAUCACGACAAACGAUGAAUGGGUGCGGCAUAACACCUCUGGGCGUGGCUGCUUCACUCAACAAUAAUGACAUACUUUCCACAAGGGUCGGCCACUGCAAGUUGAUUUUGCAGUGUAAGGACAAGGCAAAAUCUGCCAGUAAAUACAGGUCCUGUUUGGACAGCAGAGCAUCAACAUGCAGCUCUGACUAAGUCAACCUGAUUGAUUAUUUUUUGAAUAAUAUUUUUUCAUAAAUAAGUUGGCAUUUUGUUUCGUUCCCGAUCAAUCAAACAAGUGAAUAAUUUGAAUUUGAGUAUCCCCAUGCACAGUGACACUACAGCGAUGCAAUUAUUCACUUGGACGAAAAAUGUUCCCAAUGAUCACUUUCUUUAUGGAAACCAUGUACAUACCUUCAUAACAACUGGAAACCCUGUACAUAACUUCAUAUCAACACCUACCUUUUGGAAAUUGAUAUUUAUAAUUUGAA